This is a messenger RNA of Hirundo rustica (Barn swallow), 5974 nucleotides long. It is a transcript of the gene UBASH3B, whose product is annotated as ubiquitin associated and SH3 domain containing B. Gene Ontology annotation, biological process: peptidyl-tyrosine dephosphorylation; negative regulation of protein kinase activity; regulation of release of sequestered calcium ion into cytosol. Bases 76 to 2010 code for a protein of 644 amino acids. The transcript is spliced from 14 exons. The record is from RefSeq and is a predicted model, not a curated record. Gene Ontology annotation, molecular function: protein tyrosine phosphatase activity; protein binding. NCBI's taxonomy places the organism in Eukaryota, Metazoa, Chordata, Aves, Passeriformes, Hirundinidae. Gene Ontology annotation, cellular component: cytoplasm.
GUGUGCCCGUCCCCGGCGCUGUCCCCGAGCCCUCGGCGUGCAUGGCCCUGCGCGGGCGGCGAUGGCUGCGCGCUGAUGGCCCAGCUCGCCAUGGCUGCCAGGGAAGAGCUGUACAGCAAAGUCAUCCCCCGGCGGAACCGCCAGCACCGCGCCGGGACCAUCAAACAUGGCUCGUCGCUGGAGAUCCUGCUCUCCAUGGGCUUCCCCAAGGCACGGGCGCAAAAAGCGCUGGCGUCGACAGGUGGAAGGAGCGUUCAAGCAGCAUGCGACUGGCUCUUCUCCCACGUGGGUGACCCGUUCCUGGACGACACCCUGCCCCGGGAGUACGUCCUGUACCUGCGGCCCACCGGGCCCCUGGCGCAGAAGCUCUCGGAGUUCUGGCAGCAGUCCAAGCAGAUCUGUGGCAAGAACAAAGCUCACAACAUCUUCCCACACAUCACCCUCUGCCAGUUCUUCAUGUGCGAGGACAGCAAGGUGGACGCUCUCACGGAAGCCCUGCAGGCCACGGUGAUGCGCUGGAAGUGCAAAUUCCCUGCCCCGCUGCCCCUGGAGCUCUACACCUCCUCCAACUUCAUCGGCCUCUUCGUCAAGGAGGAAAGUGCUGAGGUGCUCAAGAAGUUUGCUGCAGACUUCGCUGCAGAGGCGGCUUCCAAAGCAGAUGUCCACGUGGAGCCCCACAAGAAGCAGCUCCACGUGACCCUGGCCUAUCACUUCCAGAGCAGCCACCUGCCCACGCUGGAGAAGCUGGCCCAGAGCAUCGACGUCAAGCUGGGCUGUGACUGGGUGGCGGCGAUCUUCUCCCGGGACAUUCGCUUCGUCAACCACGAGACUCUGCAAGUGAUCUACCCCUACACCCCCCAGAACGACGACGAGCUGGAGCUGGUGCCGGGGGAUUUCAUUUUCAUGUCGCCGGUGGAGCAAACCAGCACGAGCGAGGGCUGGAUUUACGGCAUCUCCCUCGCCACGGGCUGCUCGGGGCUGCUGCCUGAAAACUACAUCACCAAGGCGGAUGAAUGCGGCACCUGGGUGUUCCACGGGUCCUACUCCAUUCUGAACACCACGUUUUCCCCAUCCCUUCAAGCCUUUGCUGACGGAGCUCUGGAGAGGAGGCAGCAGGAAGACCAAGGGCCAGGGGACGCUGGGCCACUCACCAUCAUCUGCCAGAACGUGCAGCCCCUGAGGAUCAGCAGCCAGCCGGGCCCUCAGAAGCGCUGCCUGUUCGUCUGCAGGCACGGCGAGAGGAUGGAUGUGGUUUUUGGGAAGUACUGGCUGUCCCAGUGCUUCGACGCCAAAGGCAGGUACAUGCGCAGUAACCUGAAUAUGCCUCACAACUUACCUCAGAGGAGUGGUGGUUUCAGGGAUUACGAAAAAGACGCUCCCAUCACCGUGCUGGGCUGCACCCAGGCGAGGCUCGUGGGUGAAGCCUUGCUGGAAACAAACACCAUCGUAGACUACAUCUACAGCUCCCCAUCGCUGCGGUGUGUCCAGACCGCUCACAAUAUCCUGAAAGGCAUGCAGCAGGAGAACAACCUGAAAAUCCGGAUAGAGCCGGGCUUGUUUGAGUGGACCAAGUGGGUGUCCGGGAGCUCCCUGCCAGCCUGGAUCCCCCCCGUGGAUUUGGCUGCAGCCACUCUCAGCGUCGAUACAACCUACAGACCUCAUAUUCCUGUCAGCAAGCUGGUGGUCUCUGAGUCUUAUGAUACCUACAUAAGCAGGAGCUACCAAGUAACAAAGGAAAUCAUCAGUGAAUGUAAAGGCAAAGGAAAUAACAUCCUGCUCGUGGCUCACGCGUCCUCCCUGGAGGCCUGUACCUGCCAGCUCCAAGGGCUGUCACCUCAGAACUCCAAGGAUUUCGUGCAGAUGGUCCGAAAGAUUCCCUACCUGGGGUUUUGCUCCUGCGAAGAACUGGGGGACACUGGUGUUUGGCAGCUCACAGACCCUCCCAUCCUCCCUCUCACACAUGGACCAACUGGAGGCUUUAACUGGAGAGAAACCCUCCUGCAGGAGUAGGGAGAGCCCCAGCGAGGACAGCUUUUCCCAGCCUUGGAGAACGUCUCUUCUUCCUUGUGUUUUAUUGACAGAGGGGGAAAAAAAAAAAAACCAAAAAAAAAACCCCUCAUCAUCUGUCCAGUGGGUCGCUCAAAGCAUAUCUCACACAGCCACAGCCCUGCAAAAAAAAGUCAUUUACAACAAAAAGGGGCUGCUUGGAGGAGGGGGGGGAAAUUAAAACACAGCUCGAGGCUCUUGCACAGAGCUCGGGGUUGGUUUCCUCACCUUGAAGGGAGCUCUGGUGACACUUUCACUGCCACCUGCACCACGGUAGAAACGCGUCAGGCAGGAUGCUGGGGUUGUUUUUCUCACUGCUAUUUUUGCAAAGCUCCUGCAGCCUUGUUCAGCACCUCGUGCUUGCUCCGCUCCCAGCCCCCCGAAGCCUCAGCACCUUACAUAAAAAAAAAGAAUAAUAAAAGUGUGUCCCCGAGGCUGGAAAUGAGUCCAGCGUUGCCUCUGCCUGAGCAGAGAUGGGAGUGCUCAAAAUAUGCAGAGAUUGGUUGGUGUCGAGGAAAACUCCGAAUCAGAGGGAAAUUCCGAAUUUCGCAUCGGUUACAGGUGAGGUUCGAGCAUCAAAAGCCAGUGCAGCAAAAGAUGGGAGGAAUUUCUUUGAGAUAAAAGAAGCCUUCUCCAACCAAACCUGAGCCAUUUAGGGAGUUCAGAUUUGGGGUUUUAUUCUUUUACUUUGGUUAUUGAAACCCACCUGCGUGCCCUAACCUAAAAGGUUUGUGGGGGUUGAAUUCCCUUCGGGAGGUUUGGAAAAAGGGGCUUUUGCCUUUUUGUACUGGGGUUUUUGUGCUGGCCGUUCACCCAGCAGUGGCUUUGUGUCCCUUUGGCUGUCUUGGUGAGACUGAUGAAAAAUCUGCUGGAAUUCAGCUGGAAUUCUGAGUGCUUUGCUUCCCUACCCUUAAUUCCCAAGUGCCAUCUGUCAUCAAAAAAAAACCCCAGCAAACUUCAAUUUAGGAACAACUUUUUAUGCUGUUUAUCCAGGGAGGGAAGGGUUGGGAUUUGGGGGAAGUGGAAGAGGAGGGUUUCCAUCUCUAACCAAGCUGUUUGGGACCACAAGGGGGAUGCUCUUGGUGCCAGAGCCUGCAGGAUGCUAAAAGCAGCUGCAUCCCAAAAUACACCACAGUGGGUAUUUCUACCAUGAAGUGACAUCAGAGCAGAGGUUUUAGGGUCAGAAUUGCCUAAAAUCAUCAGCCUUGGGUCCAAAAGUUGCUGAAGACACUUCAACAGUGCAGGUUUGCUGUCAGCAGGUACCUAAAAAAUGCGAUGGAAGAGAUUUAGGCGCACUCCUUCCUUGGUUUGGGCCACAAGUCUGAGUAUUCCCAGGAACAGAAUCAUCCCGGAGUGGUUUGGGUUGGAAAAGACCUUAAAGCUCAUCCAGUUCCAUGUGCAGGGACACACCAGGCUGGCCUUGGACACUGCCAGGGAUGGGGCAGCAGAUAAAAACCGCCAAAUGAAGCAAAAAGCAGCAGCUGAGGUGGUGCAGGAGGGACUUUGUGCCGUCCCUGCCCAGCUCUGCCUCUGCCCAAAGCGCUGAAUGCCCUCGUCGGAAACGGGUCAGAGGCAGCAAAGUCAACGCUUGACGUUUGUUAAUCACAGAAAAAAUCAACUUUUGGGUGGUGUUCUGGUGGAUUUCCCCCUUUGGGCAGGGCUGGUGUCAGCUCCCCCCAGCUGCCACGACAACCAAGGAGCGACAACCUGCAAUUCCCGGGACAAUUGGGAUGGAGCCAGUCCGAAGGGGCUGAGCUCAGUUUGGAGCUCUGCAGGGAGGGCACAGCACAUCCCGGGCAAUAUCCCAGAUAUUCCCACAAUCCCUAGGAACAUCCCCUUCUUUCUACCUUUAGGACUGUGUAGCACACUCGUGCGUGCUUUAUUGUAGCAGGGAUGGAACUGAAAAGUCAGGGAGAAAAUUUAGGAUGGGGCAGGAAGGAAGAAAAAAAACAAACAAACCUGUUCCCGCGUGGUUUUAUCGCUGUCAGGUUGAUUGUUUAAUUAUCAUUUAAACUCUUUUUUUUUUUUUUUUUUUUUUUUUUUUUUUUGGCUGUGUAGAGACAUUCUGAAGAGCAUUUCUGGCUUGUUUUUCCUCCGUGCAAAAAGUUUAAAAUUAAAUCUUUGGCAAUCACACUGAAAAAAAAAAAAAAAAUUCGGUUGCUGAGGCGCGUGAAUUCUCCAGAUAUUUUUUUUUUGCUUCGUGCAAUCAAGGCGUAAACUGGGGCAAGAAAUAUCAUUAUAUUCUAAUAUUUAUUGCCUGUAGAAAGAGUGGAGGCUGCUCGGAUCCUGUUUGGUUUGGGUGACAUUAAAAGGGGUUUCUUUAGAAGCACGAGAAACACAGAGGGAGCAAAAGCUGGAUGCACAAUUUGAGCGGUGUUAGCUGCUCUUUGAUAUAUCAUAGAGGAAAAAAAGUGUUCUGCUUGAGGAGGUAGAUGUUAAAAUACUCUUCUUUAAAUAUAUAUAUAUAUAUAUUUUUGGAUGUUUGGGAAAUAUUUUGACAAUUGUAGUCUCGUCUGGAAUUAGGUGUCAAGAAUCGCAGGGAGAAAAAUCUUAUUUUCUUCAGCGUUUUGAGUUUUCUUGGGGGUUUUGUGUUAAGCAGUCUGGUGUUGAAAAGGCUUUUUUUGGGAAAAGGAAAAAAAAGAGAAAAAGUAUUGUUCCUUUUACAUUUAUUAUUGAAAGGUUAAGAAGACAAAAGAAUUGCUGCUUCACUUUCACCCCAUCGCUGCUCAUUAAUGUGGGUUUAAUGUCACUCCAGUGUUUUGGCCCAGAACAUUAAACUUGAUCUCUCCAAAACCUUUUCCUUCCCCGUGAGCUGUGUCAGAUCCCAAGAUUUAUUCUUACAGCACUUCCCAGGUUUUUUCUUCUCUCCACAAUUAAGGGAAAGGAAAAAAAAAAAAAAAAAAAGCUGCAAACCUGCCGAGAAUAAAUGGUUAAUUUUCAUAAUUUGCGACGUAUGGCUUAGAAAAAGACAAGAAUUAAAUUGACAUUGCACUCAAAUCAACAGAGCUUUGCUUGUUUAUGCAAAAUGAGGAUCCAGACCGUGAUAACUUCAGUCAAAAACUGGUAUUUCCCUUUUCACUCUCUUUUCACUGAGCACUUUCAGACAGAAGUUGGCUGAGGCCAGGAGCCUCCUCCUGCUAUGAAAUUCUUGGGAGUUUAUUGAGAAUGGUAAUUUUUAUCCCCAAAUAAUGGCUUUGGUUUGUGGUUUGGGCUCGUUUCUUUCAGAGGAGGCAGAGAGGAAACGAUUCUGGAGUCGCAAAUAGGAGCGAUGGGGGAGCAGACGUGCCCGGGAUGGCGAUCAAUGAGCAAAAUAAUUGUAAUUAACAGUGGCUGUGAUUGGCUGCAAAGGCUCGAAAUCACUUCUUGCUGCUCCCCACUUCCUCAAAUUCGUUCCCCAGGGAAUCUUCAUGACCCACAACAGAAAAAUACUCAGCCAGUUCCUUCGUUAUUUCCCAUUAAAAUGUAUUUUCUGAACUUUCUCUCCAUGACAUCUCUUCAGACUUGAUGUUAUCAACUUUUUAUUUUGUUUGUUUCAUUUUCAACCUGUUGUAUCAUUCUGUUUGUUAUGUUUUGGUUUUUUUGUUGUUUUGUUUUUUUUUUUUUUUUUUUUUUUUUAAUUUAGUGUGAGCAGAUUGUAUUUAUUUGAGGGGAAAAAAAAAAAGUCUGCUGUUUAAAAAACCCCAAUAAUUGUAUUGCCAAAAAUAGCUGUAAUUACCUGUGACAUCUGUAUUUUUUUAUUUUGGGGGUGGGGCAGGCGGGGGGGGGGGGGUGCGUGGUUGUUUUUAAUCUCAGUUUGGAGUGCUAACAACUGUUAAAACAACCACUGCAUUUUAAUUUGCUUCUCACAUUAAAUGGAAUUCUCGGAAGUCAGACAAAAAUAUCUCGUAGGUGAAUUAAUAAAGAUGCCAAGCACCCUUCCUAUUUCAGA